GGCUCCGGGCAGCCCGUCGGCUCCUUGGUCCCGCGCAGUGGCCCGCUCUCCAGCACCUCCCGAAAUGGGACGCCGGUCAUCAGAUACUGAAGAAGAAAGCAGAAGCAAGAGAAAAAAGAAACACCGUAGACGGUCAUCUUCAAGUAGUUCUUCAGAUAGUAGAACAUACAGCCGAAAGAAAGGUGGAAGGAAAUCAAGGUCAAAGUCAAGAUCUUGGUCCAGAGAUCUUCAGCCUCGCUCUCAUUCAUAUGACAGAAGACGCAGGCAUCGAUCGAGCAGUAGCUCUUCUUAUGGCUCUCGAAGAAAACGUAGUCGAAGUCGUUCAAGGGGUCGAGGGAAAUCCUAUAGAGUUCAGAGAUCUAGGUCAAAAAGCAGAACAAGAAGGUCUAGGUCAAGACCUCGUCCACGUUCCCAUAGUCGAAGCAGUGAAAGGUCCAGUCACCGAAGAACCCGUAGUCGGUCUCGGGACAGAGAACGACGUAAAGGCAGAGAUAAGGAGAAAAGAGAAAAAGAGAAGGACAAAUGCAAGGACAAGGAAUUACACAACAUCAAACGUGGGGAAUCUGGAAACAUCAAAGCUGGAUUAGAACAUCUGCCACCAGCCGAACAGGCCAAAGCCAGACUACAGCUGGUUCUUGAAGCAGCUGUCGAUGAUCUGUUUUGA
Messenger RNA from Hyaena hyaena (striped hyena), 664 nucleotides. Its product is annotated as serine/Arginine-related protein 53. NCBI's taxonomy places the organism in Eukaryota, Metazoa, Chordata, Mammalia, Carnivora, Hyaenidae. Gene Ontology annotation, cellular component: nucleus; cytoplasm. The transcript is spliced from 7 exons. Gene Ontology annotation, biological process: alternative mRNA splicing, via spliceosome. Bases 65 to 664 code for a protein of 199 amino acids. The record is from RefSeq and is a predicted model, not a curated record.